GCGGGCCAGAUCGCAGGAAGCCAGCGCUGGUGACGGACGAGGUGGAGGGCGCUCCGCACAGCUCCUGGACGUUGGCCCAGGCUGAUGGCAGACGAUGUCAGCCACCAACAACACAGCGCAGGCCCGCAAGCUGGUGGAGCAGCUCCGCAUCGAAGCUGGGAUCGAGCGCAUCAAGGUCUCCAAAGCGUCCUCGGAGCUCAUGAGCUACUGUGAGCAGCACGCCAGGUCCGACCCCCUGCUGGUGGGCGUGCCGGCCUCCGAGAACCCCUUCAAGGACAAGAAGCCCUGCACCAUCCUGUAGCACCCGCACCAGCCACCGCGCUCAGCCCAGACCCCAGCCCGAGAAGCGCUGGGCUGGCGGCCCCUCCGGGCCACGCUGGACGCACAGCCCUGCCUGUCGCCAACACACGCGGGCCCGAGUCCGCGGCCAGCGGUGGUCCAGGACGCUCAGUGUCACGGGCUCAGCGGGGAGGCCGAGAGGGCAGCAGUUCCCUCCAAGUGGGGCGUCUGCAGGGUCCACGCUGGGCUGCCGGGAUGCGCCUCGUGUGACGAGCGGAGGUCAAGCUGGGGUGGGACGAGGCCGACAUCAUGAGAUUUGGGGGCGAUAUUCCUCCCUUCCAUUUGCAACAGUGUCACUCCCCACGCUGAAACCCGCUGCUCAUGGCUGACCCAAGCUGAGCUGUGGGAGGAUGCACAGGUGGACUUCCGGGGUGGGGAGGGGCUCGUCUGUGAAAGGCACCCUGUGAUGCCCAAUGUCACUCCCUGUGUGGCAUUUGCUACUCGGCCCCACCCUGUCCCUGGGGGCCCACCCGGCACAGACAGGCUUUGGGGAUCUGAGGUGGGGGGUGGUCUGGGGUGCUGUGCUGCUCGGUGGCGCUCCCUGGACCGCCCUCACUUCCCCAGUCAACGUGGCCGUUUUUCAGACAGAAGUGCAGGCUGGGGGUCUGGGCCUGGUGGGCGCAGCCCCUCGCACGGAGCCCGGGAAGCACCGUCCAGUGACCUCAGGCCAGGCCUGUGGCCCCGGGGCGGGCAGCGGCAGCUCAGCUCUCCACGUUGGGUGGGCAGGAGGGAGACCCAGGUAGGGCCCAUGCGCCUGCCUCCCUGCAGCCUGGGGAGCGUGGGGUGUCAGGGGGGGGCACCCUCCUGCCACCCUGCAGCCACUCCGGAGCUGUGUGAUAAGCAGCAGGGACCUUGGUGGCCCUGGGCCCAGGAGCCUCCAGUGGCCGCCUCCCGCCACAGCACCAGCCCAGGAGCCGGGCCAAGAAAACCCACCAGGCUGCCCCUGUGACCCGACAGACAUCGGGGCGCAUGCCAGGACGGUCCCCGCCUGGCCGCCCCUGCAGGCCAGUGGGGCAGGGCCCGCAGCCCCCCCAGGCAGCCGCCUCCUGGGGUGGGGGCUGAGGGAGAGGUCACUGGGUGGGACACAGGUCAGGAGACGUGGCGGGGGGCCUGGGCGGCCCUCCAGGUACCUCCCCGCGGCUCCCAGAGGGCACAGGCGCAGGGCGGGCCUGUCCAGCUCCCGGCUCUCUAUGGCUGGUCCAGGAGGCCGGGGCUUGGGGUCUGCCGCACGCUCCUGUGGUGGGCCAGAAGAGGACAGCCGGCCUCUGCCCCACCCGACGGGUGGCGGGAAAGGCCAGGGCCAGUGCCAGAGUGCCAGGGCCGCAGUGGGCGGCAGAGGCCCCAGGGCCACCUCUCGAGGGCGGCAGGGCAGGGCUGUGUCCUGGGGGAGACCGGCCCCCGCUUGACCGCCUGGGUCACCGGGAACAAUUCACCCAUUUCUCUCAAAAAGAAGCCUUAACCCUGGAGCUGGUGUCUGUCCCUGCAUGGCCGGCCUCUUCCUUUGUCCCCACUGUCCAGGUCCCCAGCCACCAGUCUCCCAGGAGGACAGUCGACCCCGGCCCCAGCACCGGCAGCCCCCCAUGGCCAAACCCAUUCCCCGCACUCGCCUCGCCAGGGCAGAGGACGGGCACUGGGAAUCCGAGCCUAGGCCCACGCGACGUCCCCACAGCCGUGACCCCAGGGAAAGUCAGGGCAGCGGGACGCCCCGGGCGGAGGGUCAGGGUUGACCGGGCCUCCGCGCUCGGCCACACCGAGGCUUCUCGGGCCAGCGGGUCCCAGCGCCCAGCCCUGCAGGGCCUCACAGGGUCGGGACGUGCUCUGGCCUGGAGGGAAGGACGGGCUGCCUGACUCAGGCUCCUCAUCUGCCCGCCUCCUCCUCCAGGUGCCCCUGCCCUGUCCCCGAGCCGGGUCACCAGGUGCCCACAGGUGGGCCUCAGGGAGGUGGUGACUGGCAGGACCCCAGCCUCCUUCUGAGCCGGGGCCUCUCCUGACCCUGCAGGUGACUCCCAGAGCUUCCAGGACAGCCUCCCUCGCAGCCGGGCUGCGCUGGCGCCCCGUGGGACACGUCCCGGGCACCGCUCUGGGCACCUCAGGUCCCUCGCUGCGUCAGGGGAGGAGCUCUCAGGAGGCUCCGCGGCCCACCCACCCAGAGGGCAGGCCCCCGGGAGCAGCGGGCACUGUCUCCCGGCCUGCUCCAGGGUGCCCGGCCGCGAGGGCGCCCGCCGGAGGGGUCGCCGGCCUCAGGAUCCGCGUCCAGUCCCCACCCGGGGAGUCUGAGCGGUCCUGGCCAUCUCAGUCCCCAAAGGUGACCCCAGAACAAAGUGGCCUCCAGGGAUGGCAGAUGGCAGAAGGUGCUUGCCUGUCUACUGCCCUGUCCCUUUGAUGGUCCAGCAGCGGCCUCCUCCAGGCAGACGCUGGGCCCCCAGGCAGCUCAUCCCAGCUCCUCCGGCUGGUCUUAACUGACCCAGUCCUGCCACCCCGGCUGGGGGACGGGACAGGACAGGACCUCAGACCCGGCUGGAGCCGGGGACAGGACAGUUACAGGCCAGCCAAAGCUCUGCCCCCGGCUUGCCAUGCCGCCCAGGCCCAGUCCCGAAGCCAGGGGACUCGGGUGGUCCCGGCCCCUCCCGUCUGGACUCUGUUGCCAAAUGCCCCAAAGACCCUCGUCCCCAGCAGCUCCAGCCGCCCAGCCCCUGGACGUGGGUGGUCUCUUUCUGUUUUCUAAGACCCCAGCUGUGCCACGCCCACUCUCCGCCAGUUUUGACUCCAUGUGGAACCCUGGUCCAGAGUGACUCUCACUCAAUAAAGGCCCCAGUGCUUCUCCCUG
This is a messenger RNA of Ictidomys tridecemlineatus (thirteen-lined ground squirrel), 3166 nucleotides long. It is a transcript of the gene Gng7, whose product is annotated as G protein subunit gamma 7. The record is from RefSeq and is a predicted model, not a curated record. Gene Ontology annotation, biological process: G protein-coupled receptor signaling pathway. Gene Ontology annotation, molecular function: G-protein beta-subunit binding. Gene Ontology annotation, cellular component: heterotrimeric G-protein complex. NCBI's taxonomy places the organism in Eukaryota, Metazoa, Chordata, Mammalia, Rodentia, Sciuridae.